UUUGGCUGUGUAACGUGUAAUUUACAGGCAGCAGUUUUUGUUUUAAAUAAGUCAUGCAGCGAUACAUCACAGCUGUAAUUAAAUCGUUAUUGUCCGCGUGCUUGGAGUAUCACGUGAUUUCUGAUGCUGUACCGCGAGAUUUUGUUGACGUCACUUUUAGCGCGGAGUUUGUUGUUGGCGGAGACGCUUCAAUACGAAAGUCUGUACAAAGUUCUUCAGCCACCGCCAGAGCGGAAUAUAAACCUGUAAUUGAUGUUUCACCGGUAGAGAUGUUGGUCGGGGCUGUAUAGUGACUUUAUGAGGCGUUAAUUUGAGACUCUUUUGGACUUUACAACCAACUGAAGCGAUGGAGUUUUUUCCUGCCUGCGCUGAGCCCAGCACAGACGGAUGCCUUAUAGAACCUGACAGAGGUCACAAGAAACGGAAAAUCUCCCCGGACGUGGAGAUGGACGUUGAGUUUCUUUACAAAGCUGUUCCUCAGCUAGCCAAGGUUUUCCGCAUUAUAGACAAAAUUGGAGAAGGUACGUUCAGCUCAGUAUACUUGGGUGAGACGCAGAUGCGAGAUGGGAGGAGAGAGAUGUUUGCACUGAAGCAUCUCAUCCCAACAAGCCAUCCCACACGGAUUGCUGCUGAGCUUCAGUGUCUCACUGUUGCAGGAGGCAGAGAGAAUGUGAUGGGAGUGACAUACUGCUUCAGGAAGGAGGACCAUGUGGUGAUUGUAAUGCCCUACAUGGAGCAUCAAGCCAUUGUUGACAUCAUUGGGUCGCUAACUUUUGAAGAGGUCCGCCUGUACAUCUACCACCUGUUAAAGGCUCUGAAACACAUCCACCAGUUUGGCAUAAUUCAUCGAGACAUCAAGCCAAACAAUUUCCUCUACAACAGAAAGAGCAAAAUGUACGCACUGGUGGAUUUCGGCCUGGCACAGGGUACAGCUGACACCCAGAUUGAGCUAUUGAAGGUGGUGAGAAAGAGACCAUCACAGAAAGGUGGAGGGUCCACAGGGAAACAAGUGGCUGCACAGCGGAGCAAAGCACCGCCUAAACUCUCUUCAAAAACCACAACAGUCUCCACCUCUCUUCCACUGCCUGCAUGGCAGCAAAUACACCCAACAAAUUCCUCCGCAUCUUCCUCCACCACCACAUCUUCUUCAACCUCUCGAAAAGCACUGAUUAAAAAAGCACAUUCUGCUACCACCACUGUGACCACUUCUCGCACAAAGCCCACAAAGGAUUUGAUAGAGCUACGCAAAGCGCCACGGACUGUGUUUGGAGAGAGGAACCUGAACAGCUGCACACCAGCUCUCUCCAACACCAAACACGCUGCCAUUAGGACAGAGCUGGUAAAACCAAGUAAAACAGAGGACGCAGCCAGCCGUAAGUACUCUUCAGCCACCCUGCCUGUCAGGACCCAGAGCAGCAGUCAGAGACCCGUACAGCGAGGCCUAACCUGUAACUGCUACUUCACUGAUCGGGUCUGCAACGUCUGCUUGUCCAGAAAGUCGCAGGUGGCGCCCAGGGCAGGAACUCCAGGGUUUAGAGCACCAGAAGUCCUCACAAAGUGUCCCAACCAAGGCACGGCCAUAGACGUGUGGUCAGCUGGUGUGAUCCUGCUCUCACUGCUCAGUGGCCGUUACCCGUUCUUUAAGGCCACCGAUGACAUGAUUGCGCUCGUUCAGAUCAUGACCCUACGAGGCUCCAGAGAGACCAUCAAGGCUGGCAAGUCGUUCGGUAAAGCGGUGGUGUGCAGUCGGGAGCUCCCUCGACAGGACCUCAGGACCCUGUGUGAGACGCUCAGAGGAUUGAGGCCAUCGCCAGAUAACAAAGUCACACCACUUCCUGAGGCUACGGCAGAUUCCACUGACACUCAUCAUCACAAGAUCCAAGAUGAUACGCCUACACACCGUCCAACUGAAAGAACACUCAAACCACACAAAAAGGAAGCAGAUGAAACUCCUGCAGAACUCUUGUGUAGUCAAACGAUCAAGCACAAACAUUCAGGUGGUAAUGACACCGCAACUCGCCUUCCAAAGCAGGAAAAGGUGGAAGAGGAGGAGGAUGAGCGUGGCUGGGACAGAGUUCCCGAUGCGGCUUACGACCUGCUGGAUAAGCUGCUGGAUCUGAACCCUUCCACCAGGAUCACAGCUGCUCAGGCUCUUCAACACCCGCUGUUCAAAGACCUGUGAGACUGUGCUGUGAGAGCACCAGGAACCAGUAAAACUAUGAUGUCUUAGGCUGUGGUUCAGGUGCAGAAAAGGCACGUGAGCAUGAGAGAGAACGUUCACUCCUUGUAAUGUGCUGCAGUUUUCCCCCCUCCCAUCAGCCGUCUUUAAAAAACGCUCCUACUUAAAUGUAAAUGUUUAUAUAAAAUAGGUUUGGCUUCGUGGUUGACACGGUGCACUUCAAAGUAAAAAUUUCUUAUAUUCACAGCAGCUAUGAUGUAGUCUAAAGAACUGUGAAGAAGGGAAUUUUAAAAUGGUGGAAACAUCGCAGAUAUUGCUAUAACUCUUGACCUUUUAAAGAGGGAAUAAUCCAUAUUUUGUUUACAGUUAUCACUGCCAUAAAGGCUUUUAAUUUGAAGGUGCAUAUCUGUAUCCUGUGAGUGUGUGAAUUCUGCUUCAUUACUGUGUGCAUGUCUGAGUUUGGUUUAUUUAUGUAAAACACCGAAGUGUCAACAGUUUUUCCCAGUUCAGGUUAAUAAUAAAGGCAAAAACUAAA
Messenger RNA from Neolamprologus brichardi, 2714 nucleotides. RefSeq names its product cell division cycle 7 homolog (S. cerevisiae) (gene cdc7). Gene Ontology annotation, molecular function: ATP binding; protein serine/threonine kinase activity. The record is from RefSeq and is a predicted model, not a curated record. Lineage: Eukaryota; Metazoa; Chordata; Actinopteri; Cichliformes; Cichlidae. Gene Ontology annotation, cellular component: nucleus. Gene Ontology annotation, biological process: mitotic DNA damage checkpoint signaling; protein phosphorylation.